AUGAGCCAUUAUCUUGUGAGGAAGCGAGGUAUUCCCGUCUUGGCUCGGUCAAGGUCGGAUGCUGCCGCGCCGUGGCCUUGCACGCUGUUCGCAACAUAUUCAGACACGCAGGCGCAGGCGCAGGCGAGUCUGUGCCUUCGCUUCUCGAUACCUGUCUGCGGCUUCAGCCAAGACCAAACCUUUACCUUGAUAUACGAUGCCGACAACCUUAUGCCCGGGGGAAACUUCAUCAAGCCCGCAACCACAUUACUUCCACAAGACCAGCUGGCCCAACUUGCGCGAUCUGGAAACCCCGAGCUACGAGUGUUGGCUUUGGCCGUCAAGCAGCCGUGUUCCAUCCGCUGCCCUCACUCUCCGGGAAGCCUUGGCCCAAAGAACGGCUUUGAGGUCCCCUUUCACCAACUGCGGAAGAUUGCGCAAGCAACAGAAAUCGAUGUGCUACUUGACUAUAACUGGGUACACACAGACAACCGGGCGCUCCUCGAAAAGCUCCUCAAGCAUCCGGAAGAACUAGCAGGCCUUGUAGAGAAGGGCAAGUACACAAGACAACACAAGCGCGUGGACUGGACCGUCUUCGGACCUGUCAAUCAAGAAGAGCCGCCACCUUACGCCUCCGCCUCGCACAAGCGUUCACGACCGGCCCCAACAAACUCAUCACCCAAGCAUCCGUCUCCAAAACGCAUAUUACUUGAGCCUGCCCUCUUUCCAGGCUCGCCGACGGAAAAGGCUACCACGACCACGCAGUCGCCCAGUCCACGCCCUCCAUCUCCACAUGUGCUCGUCGCGCCCGACAUCCAAGAAGCGGUCAACAAAGCUGUCGCGUUAUAUCUCCCAAUCGCCCUAGAGUAUCAUCUACAAAAGCUUUUCGAAGAGGCGGUCGAGCAUGCGCAUGACCUACGCAACCAAGCCGACGGCGACUUUGAAGAUGUAAUCGCCGAUCACAAAAUCGAUAUUGCUGGAAUCAAGGAUGACGGCAUCGAUGAGAUGAAUCGCGUGGUGCACGACAAGCUAUCAGAGUUGAAGGAGCAGGCUCAGGACAUUGUGGAUGAUGCUGUAGAGAGAAUGCAAGAUGGUGCACUUGAAGCAUACGACAGCAUUGAUGGCAAGCUAAUAGCCAUGUUAGAUGAGCAGGACGAAUACCUAAGGCGUCAGAGGGAGUUGAAUUUGAGCUACAAGAGGAACUUGGACAAAGAGAGGAGCCGUAGAUGGCGAAACGCAUUGAGUGGCCGAGGCCAACGCUCCAUCUCCUUGCCGUUGUAAGAACACGACAUUGCGCCUGAACCGGGCUGGUGUUGACUUGGCGUUUACAUGUUGGUUUUCCAUCCAGUAGUGUCUUACGAUAGGGUGCGGGAUACCCCUGUACGGCUCGAGUCGUCUUAGAGUAUGACGUUCAGGACAUGGGUCUACAGUAUAGUACCUGGGACAUGAUUGUCGUUGUGUGUUCAAACAGGAUUGCUGAUCUGACUACAAUAUGUUGUGAGAUACUCAAGUAAGUCGGCGCUGCAUCCACAGCAUUGGUAGGUAAGUCAGAUGGCUUGUGGUUUCACUCACUUGCUUGAAACAUGCCAUCUCUUGUACUCUCUAGCCAGCUUUACUGGCGAUAUGUUUGAUUCUGUCUACUCGGUAGUCAGUCGCUCUCUUUCUCCUGGCAAUUUCUGAAGCUCUGCAUUGAUGCAUU
Molecule: messenger RNA, 1678 nt
Organism: Pyrenophora tritici-repentis Pt-1C-BFP
Lineage: Eukaryota; Fungi; Ascomycota; Dothideomycetes; Pleosporales; Pleosporaceae
Source: RefSeq, a predicted model, not a curated record